AUGGCGUCGGUGGAGUUAAUGAUGAAAAGGGUUUUGCUUCGUCGUCCAUUUUUGUUUAAGGCCAAGGGAGGGGGUUUUAGGCAUGGAAUUGGUGGUGGUCUGGGUGGUGGUUUUGGUGGUGGUGGAGGUUUAGGUGGAGGAGGAGGCCUAGGUGGUGGUGGUGGCUUUGGUGGUGGAGGUGGCCUUGGGGGAGGCGGAGGCCUAGGUGGCGGUGGUGGUGCAGGAGGAGGAUUAGGUGGUGGAGGUGGUCUUGGUGGGGGUGCAGGAGGUGGAUUGGGUGGUGGCCAUGGGCUUGGUGGAGGUGCAGGAGGUGGAUUAGGUGGGGCUGGAGGGCUUGGUGGUGGACAUGGACUUGGUGGAGGUGCAGGAGGUGGGCUAGGAGGUGGCGGGGGAUUGGGUGGUGGACAUGGACUUGGUGGAGGUGCAGGAGGUGGACUAGGAGGUGGCGGGGGAUUGGGUAGUGGCCAUGGACUUGGUGGAGGUGCAGGAGGUGGACUAGGAGGUGGUGGAGGACUAGGUGGUGGCCAUGGGCUUGGUGGAGGUGCUGGAGGUGGAUUGGGAGGUGGUGGAGGACUUGGUGGUGGCCACGGGCUUGGUGGAGGUGCAGGAGGUGGAUUGGGUGGUGGUGGAGGACUUGGUGGUGGCCACGGGCUUGGUGGAGGUGCAGGAGGUGGAUUGGGUGGUGGUGGAGGACUUGGUGGAGGUGCAGGAGGUGGAGGCGGAUUAGGUGGUGGAGCUGGUGGCGGUUUGGGAGGUGGUGCAGGUGUUGGUGGAGGCCUCGGUGGUGGUGCUGGAGGUGGAGGAGGAUUUGGGGGUGGUGGUGGAGUGGGUGGAGGAUUUGGAGGUGGCUUUGGUGCUGGUGGAGGUGGGGGCGUUGGACUUGACGGCGGAUCUGGUGCUGAUGGUGGACACUAA
Messenger RNA from Hibiscus syriacus, 915 nucleotides. RefSeq names its product glycine-rich cell wall structural protein-like. The transcript has a single exon. Lineage: Eukaryota; Viridiplantae; Streptophyta; Magnoliopsida; Malvales; Malvaceae. The record is from RefSeq and is a predicted model, not a curated record. The coding region runs from base 1 to 915 and encodes 304 amino acids.